Messenger RNA from Plasmodium vinckei vinckei, 2271 nucleotides. RefSeq names its product conserved Plasmodium protein, unknown function. Bases 1 to 2271 code for a protein of 756 amino acids. Gene Ontology annotation, cellular component: preribosome, large subunit precursor; nucleolus. Lineage: Eukaryota; Apicomplexa; Aconoidasida; Haemosporida; Plasmodiidae. Gene Ontology annotation, biological process: ribosomal large subunit biogenesis. Gene Ontology annotation, molecular function: protein binding. The record is from RefSeq and is a predicted model, not a curated record. The transcript has 2 exons.
AUGCAGGUAUUAACUUCUGAUAAAAUAGGUUUAGUAAAAUAUGUCCAGUGUAAAAGAAAAAGUUCAAUUUAUGAACAGGAAAUGGAACCACAUUUGAAUAAAAUGAUUAACGGAAUGACAUGGUCUGGUGGAUAUGGUGGAUAUGAAGAAACAGAAAUAACCCUGUGGAGAAAAACUGGGCUAGUCGAAAACUUCGAGAUUAACAAUAAUGAAGACGACUUUCACAUUAGUAAUGUACCCUCCUUAUCUUUUCUAACCUGUAGUAAUUGUGUCUAUGGGAAAAUGCUAAAUCACCAUCAUAAUAUAAUAUAUGAAGAUGUAAUCAAUAAAAAUAAAAAAAUAUAUAAAAAUUAUUCCCAUUUUUUGCCCAUAUAUACUAGUGAUACAACAAAAAAUGGAAUAUAUAAAAGCUACUUAGAAAAUAGCAAAAUUUUAGUUACAGUUAAUAAUACUGGACAUGUUAGUCUUUUGAAUUGGGAUAAAACUAAUGAUAAUUGUAAAUAUUUAUUAGAAAAUGAAGAUGAAAUAAAAUAUAAUAAUGAUAUCGAAAAAAAAUGUCUUGUAUAUUUUAAAAAUUAUAAACAAAAUGUAUUAAACAAUAUCGAAUUUAAACACAUUGAUGAUAAAAACCAAAAUAAAAUAACAAUAAAAAAUAAUGAAUAUCAAAAUGUUCAUAUUGAAAAUAUAUGUAAAACAUAUCAUUAUAAUAAUAUGAUAUCAAAAGACAAUAUUUUACAAUCAUAUAUCUUAUCAAGUCCAAUAGAUGCAGUUACAACAAACGAAAUAUUAACUAAUAGGUUAGCUAUUGGGGGGUAUAAAAAUAAUUUAAAAAUAUUCGAUUUAUUUACGGGUACAUAUCUUUGGAAAGCAAAACCACUAGGUCCUACAUUGUUAAACAUUAAUUGUGAAGCUCUUAUAAAAUCUAUAGCUUUCCUAAACAAAAUUAAUGUUAAUAUAGUAGCAUGCUCUACUUACGAUCAUAAAAUUAUACUUUAUGAUAUCAGGUGUCAAAACAAACCUGUUUAUGUCUAUGAUCAUUAUAAAACGAAAAAUGUUCAUCAAAAUAAAUAUAGCUAUUUUGAUCAUAAUUAUUCAGAAAGUGACCUUAUUUUUACAUCUAUAUGUAGUGAUUCACAUAUAACUAUUGAUCAUACUAAUCAACCAAUAGUAGAAUCCAUAGAUGCAUCUGGAUUAACAAACGAAUUAGAAAAUUCUAAUAGCAAUACAAAUGACAUUGUUCCAUCACCUAUUUCGGAAAAAACACAAGACACCAAAAAUAAUACAAAUUGUAAAAAUCAAGUAUAUAAAAAAUUUACCAUACAAGAUAUUAAAUUGGCUAAUAGUAAAGCUUGUGAUAAUAUGAAUCUUGAAAAACAAAAUAAAGAAGAAGAGGAUACCCAAAUCAACAAUUCGGACACAAAAAAUGAAACAGAAAAUUCUAGUAAUAACAAUGAAGAAUCAUGCAAUACAUAUUUUCUAAAACCUUUUGAUGAAACAGAUAAUCAGCUUAUUAUGGUUUCAGAUAAUUAUGGAAAUAUAUAUGAAUUUGAAAUAAUAACUGGAUUGAAAUUGUUAAAUUAUAUAUAUAUAAAAAAAAUGGCAUAUGAAAAAAAAAAUUAUAAUGAUGAAAGAAAUAAAAUUAACAAUGAUGAAUAUUUAAUACAAAAUAAAGACAAAUUAUAUGAAUUUUAUAAAGAAUAUCAAAAAAAUAAUAAAACACAUAUGCGAAAUGAUUUGCCAGUUAUGUGGGCUAAAAAUAACUUUCAACAAUUUCUAAUCAAUUUUAUAAAAAAAUAUAGAAUACAUAAUGGAGCUAUCUCAUCAUUAAGCUUACACAAAGAUGGAAAAUAUCUUUGCUCGGCAAGCUAUGAAAGAUUUAUUAAUAUAUUAAAUUUACAAAAUAAAAAAGUUAUCAAGCGAAUACAUGUAGGAAAUAUACCAACUAGCUGCUUAUUCCUUUCAAAAAUUCUUACUGAAAAUGAUAUCGAAAAUGAAGAUAAUAAAUCGGAUGCAAAAAACGGCUUUGGAAGUUCGUCUACUGUCACUGAAUGGUCUGACAAUGAUGAAGACGAUAAUCCAGAAAGGAAGACUAAGAAGAGAAAAAUAAAAGACGACGACGAAGAAGAUGAGGAUGAAGAGGAUGAAGAAGAAGAUGAGGAUGACGAAGAUGAAGAUGAAGAGGAUGAUGAGGACGAAGAUGAAGAUGAGGAAGAUGGCGACGAAGAAGAGGAUGAUGAGGAAGAUGAUGAUGAAGAAGAGGACGACGAGUGA